This is a messenger RNA of Trematomus bernacchii (emerald rockcod), 955 nucleotides long. It is a transcript of the gene mrps25, whose product is annotated as mitochondrial ribosomal protein S25. The record is from RefSeq and is a predicted model, not a curated record. Gene Ontology annotation, cellular component: mitochondrion. Gene Ontology annotation, molecular function: structural constituent of ribosome. The coding region runs from base 75 to 596 and encodes 173 amino acids. The transcript has 4 exons. NCBI's taxonomy places the organism in Eukaryota, Metazoa, Chordata, Actinopteri, Perciformes, Nototheniidae.
UCCGUGUGCUUUGCUUGUGCGACUCAGGCACAGGCUGCUUUACAUGAUAUUUUGUGGACAAAAAAGAGUUUAAAAUGCCUAUGAAAGGACGGUUUCCGAUCAGGAGGACUCUGGAGUAUCUGAAGAAGGGAGACAUCGUGUUUAAAAACAGAGUGAAGAUCAUGACGGUGAACUACAACACACAUGGAGAGCUGAGCGAGGGAGCAAGAAAAUUUGUGUUCUUCAAUAUUCCUCAGAUUCAGUAUAAAAACCAGUGGGUGCAAGUCAUGAUGUUCAAAAAUAUGACCCCGUCGCCGUUCUUGAAGUUCUACCUGGACGAUGGAGAGCAAGUGCUGGUGGACGUUGAAGGGAAGGACCACAAACAUAUUUCCGACCAUGUGAGGAAGAUUGUGGGCAAAACAGAAGAAGUGUUACAAGCUGAGGCUCAGGCCAAGAUGCAGGAAUCCAAUCCGGCAAACUUUGGUCCCAGGAAGUACUGCCUGCGGGAGUGUAUCUGUGAGGUGGACGGCCAGGUGCCGUGUCCCGGGACCAUCGCUCUGCCAAAAGAGAUGACGGGCAAAUACCGCACCAUGAUGGCAGCAGCUCAGGAGGAGUGAACAGCUGAAGAGAUCUGAGUACUGUAAAUGGACAAUUUUAUGGUUUUGUGUUAUGUAUGAUUUUAUACGAAUACACAAGAGGACUCCUGCAUUGCAUACUUUGCUGUAAAUAUGAGUAAUUAAAGGGGUCCCACUAUGCUGUGCAUUGUGAGAACGUUACUGGACUGAGACUCUUGAGUCCACCAUGAGCAGCAGGAACCUUCCAACACACACUGAAAACUGGUCGAGGUUUGGGUCACUUGACAUCUGUUUAUACGUGAGGUGUCUGGAUUGACAAAUCAAUACAUCCGGAUGCAAUUUACAUCCAGCCCAGUGUCAACCCUGCAAUGUAAACAUUCAAAUAAAAAAUGAUUUGCCUA